AUGCAAAUUAUAAAGGUCUUCAAUAAAUCUUAUGAUGCACCAUUUGGAAUACUUAAUUCCAAAUUCAUAACUAAAAACGGAAGGAAAAUUACACUAAUCCUAUCUGGUUCAAAACUAUAUCGAAUUGCAAACUUUUCUUAUUAAGUAAGUCUGAAAAGGGUUUAAAAAUGGCUUCUCUAAGUAGUUAUCUGCGCUUCUAAAUUAAGUCAAACAAAUUGCAAAACUAUCUUAUGUUUGAAACAGACAUUUUACAUUAAAUAUGAAAAAAUAUUAUUUAUGAAUUAUAAAAAAUAUUUUAUAUUAAUUAAUAAAUUUAAUACAUUGUACAUAAACCUAUAGAGUAAUAGUUUAUGGAUUUAUCAGGGGUGUGGGAAAUAUUUCUAAAAUAGAAAUUACCACUUAUAUGAUUACUAAAAAUAUUAUGAAAUUGAAAAAUUAAUUGGAAGUGGUAGUUUUGCUAGUGUUUACAUUGGAAAAUCAAAGGCUGAUGGUACCAAAGUAGCAAUUAAGACAUUCCUUAAAAAAAAUGCUCAUUUUAUCAAGAUCCAACUUAAUGGAGAGUAAUAAAUAAAUUAAUCAUAGGUAUAAAAUGAUAAUGAAGUUAAAGUCAUGAAAU
Molecule: messenger RNA, 616 nt
Organism: Paramecium pentaurelia
Lineage: Eukaryota; Ciliophora; Oligohymenophorea; Peniculida; Parameciidae
Source: the annotation of a GenBank genome assembly